Messenger RNA from Schizosaccharomyces japonicus yFS275, 453 nucleotides. RefSeq names its product ubiquinol-cytochrome-c reductase complex subunit 9. The record is from RefSeq and is a predicted model, not a curated record. The transcript is spliced from 4 exons. Gene Ontology annotation, biological process: aerobic respiration; mitochondrial electron transport, ubiquinol to cytochrome c. Lineage: Eukaryota; Fungi; Ascomycota; Schizosaccharomycetes; Schizosaccharomycetales; Schizosaccharomycetaceae. Bases 107 to 310 code for a protein of 67 amino acids. Gene Ontology annotation, cellular component: respiratory chain complex III; mitochondrial inner membrane; membrane.
CUUAAACUUGUUACAUAGAAUUCAUCAACAUGACGUACGAAACAAUAUAAUAAGCCUUGGUAAAAACGUUUCGUUCCAAGUUAAUGGUAAUUCACUACAAGCUAUUAUGAACAGCUCACUUUAUAAUCUUUUAUUUAAGCGAAACUCCACAUUUAUCGCAACAGUGUUCGCCUCGGCCUUUUUCUUAAAAAUUGGAUUGGAUGUUAUUACAGACAAAGUUUGGGAGAAGUCGAACGCAGGGAUGCAAUGGAAAGACGUGAAGCCUAAAUUCCUUAAGAAAGAAGAAGAAGACGACGAAGAUGAGGAAUGAGCUCAAAGUAUCGAUUUCCCUGAACGAGCAACACCGAGCGAGGACAUCCUCUCUUUUAAAAGUUAUAACUGCUAACGUAAAUAAUAAUUCGUAUGUUAGAACAGUAAAGUGUUUGUGAGAAAAACUCAAAAGGUGUAUCUGAA